Messenger RNA from Striga asiatica, 3689 nucleotides. The record is from the annotation of a GenBank genome assembly. Lineage: Eukaryota; Viridiplantae; Streptophyta; Magnoliopsida; Lamiales; Orobanchaceae.
AUGGGUUCACUCACAUCACACAAACUUCCCAUCUUAGAAUUCUCAGACAAAAACUCAAAACCUGGAACAGAAUCAUGGUCCAAAUCUAUUACACAGGUAAUUGGCGCUCUAGAAGAAUAUGGUUGUUUUGUGGCAUUGUACGACAAAAUCACCCAUGAAAUCCACAAUGGAGUUUUCCAUGCCAUUCAAGAACUGUUUGAUCUUCCAACUCAAACCAAAGUACAAAACAAAUCCUCUAAGCCCUUAUAUGGCUAUGUUGGCCAAAUCCCUCUAAUUCCUCUCUAUGAAAGCAUGGGCAUUGACAAUGCCAAUACUCUUCAAGGCAUUCACAAUUUCGCCAAAGUCAUGUGGCCUAAUAAUGCAAAUCAUCGGUUCAGCGAUUGCUCGAUGUCCUUUGCUAACAAAGUUGCGGAGCUAGAAAAAUUCGUGAUUAGAAUGCUAUUCGAAAGCUAUGGUGUGGAGAAGUACGUCGAGGCUCAUAUGGAUGCAACAACCUAUCUACUUCGAUUCUUGAAGUACCGAGCGCCAGGUGAGGGAGAGAGCACGAUGGCUUUCCCGGCUCACACGGACAAGAGUUUCAUCACGAUUCUAUAUCAGAAUCACGUCUCUGGCCUUGAGAUCAAGACCAGAGACGGAGAGUGGAUUAGCGUCGUUUUCCCGCCAAACUCGUUCGUGGUCAUGGCUGGCGACGCGUGCAAGGCAUGGAGUAAUGAGCAGGUGCUUUCUCCUAGCCACAAGGUCACCUUGGACAAGGAUGUAAAAGAAAGCAGAUACACAAUUGCCCUUUUCUCUUUCCUUAGCAACGUAAUACAAACUCCUGAGGAGUUUGUAGACGAUGAGCAUCCGUUGCGGUUUAAGCCUUUCGUACAUGUCGAUUUGUUGAAGUUUUACGAUACAGAUCAUGGUCGGCGAUCCCGAAAUAUACUCAAGGAUUUUUGUGUCCCAUGCUCAACCAGCUGGCGGUCGACGAGCGAAAACGUUGUACGGGCACUCGAGGUGUACGGGUGUUUCCUAGCGAUCUACGACCGAUUUGCGCCUGACAUGCACGACUCGAUUUUCCAUGCAGCCGAGGAGUUAUUGUCUCUACCGACGGCCGUGAAAGUGAAGAACAUUUCCGAGACCCCAUCGCACGGGUACGUGGGACAGGUGGCGCUUAUUCCGUUGUACGAAGGUUUGGGGAUCGAAAACGCCACCACUUCUCAAGGAGUCGACGACUUUAUCAAUCUCAUGUGGCCGUCCGGGAAUCGUACUUUCCGUGAAACAACUUUAGAGUACUCUAAGAUUGUGGCCCAACUAGACCAAGUUGUGAUGAGGAUGGUGUCCGAAAGCUAUGGCGUAACGAAUAACUACGAACGAUUGCUCGAAAAAACAUCGUACCUCCUUCGACUUCUAAAAUAUCGAAAGCCUAACGAAAACGAGACUAGUUUGGGAAUUGUACCGCACACGGACAAGAGCUUCAUGACUAUUCUUCAUCAAAAUCGAGUGCCCGGUCUCGAAAUCAAGGCCAAAAACGGGCGUGAUUGGAUAGUCGUUGAUCCUUCGCCUAAGUUUUUCAUCGUCAUGGCUGGCGAUGCUUGUAUGGCAUGGACUAACGGAAGAAUCGAAGCUCCCCAACACCGGGUGAUGAUGAUGAAGGGGUCGGAGGAAAGGUACUCUGUCGGCCUGUUUACGUUUAUUAAGGAUAUUGAAAUACAGGUGGCGAAAGAGCUAGUCGACGAUGGGAAUCCUUUGCAGUUUGAGCCGUUUGAUCACUACAAGUUCAUACACUUCUAUUAUACCGAUGAGGGCAAGCGUGCAAAGUGUCCCAUUAAGGCAUUAAAUCAAUCACCAAUUAUGGAUUCUCAUCCAAAGUCGUCUAGACUCCCGUUGGUCGAAUUUAACAAGACGAACCUGACUCCAGACACAAGCUCCUGGAAAUCAACCUCGGACUCUGUCCGAGAGGCCCUUGAAUCGCACGGGUGUUUUGUGUUAACUCACCGUGAACUCAGCCCGGAUCUUCAUAACCGGGCGUUCGACUUUACCAAGGAUUUAUUCCGCCUCCCAUCUGAAACUAAAAGGAGACACGUGCCCCAACUUCCAGGUUUCGGUUAUGGCGCGAAUUUCCCUGUCAUGCCCCUGUUUGAGUACUUUGGAGUCGAGAAUUGUGAGACGCCCAAAGGCGCCAAAAUUUUCACCAGCCUCAUUGAGACAAUACACUCAUAUUCCAAGCUUUUAUGGGAAUUGAAUAAUACGAUCGUGAAGAUGGUGGCUAGCAGCUACAAUUUGGAAAAAUGUUACGAUCGUUUAACUCAAUCGUCGAUUUACAUGACGAGGCUGAUGAGGUACCAUGCGCCGGGUGAGAACAAAAGCCAUAUCGGUAUCAUACCACAUAGGGACAAGAGCUUUUUGGCCGUGAUCGGUACAAAUGAAGUCAAAGGCUUGCAGAUUGAAACUCGCGAUGGCAAUUGGAUCGAGUACGAGCCAUCUCCUGGGAAAUUCGUCGUCAUAGUAGGCGAAGCACUCACGGCAUGGAGCAAUGGUAGAAUAUAUUGUCCCUUGCACAAAGUCAUUGCAAGAGGGGCGAAAGAGAAAUACUCGAUCGGGAUUUUCUCUUUUGUUGGAGGGACCUUGAAAGUACCCGAUGAGCUAGUCGAUGAAGAAAAUCCAUUGAGGUUCAGAGAAUUCAGCAAUUUGGAGUUUCUUAACUACUGCAAGGAAGUUGUGAGUUCCGAAAACAUAAGGCUCCCACUCAUAAAUUUCUCAAACAUUAAAGAACAAAGUCCAACAUGGGAGGCCGUGAAAGCCCAAGUCCUGGAAGCCCUGCAAGAAUACGGCUGCUUUGAGGCCACGUUUGAUCGUGUCCCAAUUAACCUCCGAAAAUCGGUAAUCGAAGGGUUAAAACAGCUGUUUGAUCUGCCUCUGGAGAACAAAUUACGCAACAGGUCAAACACGCCCUACCAUGGCUACGUGGGCCAAUACGCCAUGGUUCCACUCUAUGAAAGUCUUGGGCUACAGGACGCACUCUCACCUGGUAAAAUCAAGAGCUUCACUAAUCUCAUGUGGGCCCAAGGAAAUCCAACUUUCAGCGAGGCUAUAGAAACAUUUUCCGAGCAAUUAUCCGAAUUGGACAAGAUUGUGAGGAGAAUGGUCUUGGAAAGUCUUGGGCUGGAAAAAUACAUGGACGAGCAUUUGGGCUCAACAAAUUACCUAGUGCGGGUCCAAAAGUACGAUGGGCCUAAAACCCAUGAACCUAAGCUUGGACUGACGGCCCAUACGGAUAAAAACAUCGUCACCAUAUUGUUUGGAAAUGAAGCAUGGACAAAUGGCCGCCUGCAUUCACCGUACCACAAGGUGAUGAUGACCGGAGAAGAAAAUAGGUACUCAAUCGGAUUAUUUUCGAUCCCAAAAUCGGGUUACAUAAUUAAGGCACCAGAUGAGAUGGUAGAUGAAGAUCACCCGUUGCUUUUUAAGCCAUUCGAUCAUAUUAAAUUUCUUGAUUUUUAUUACUCUGAAGCUGGUCGGAGUUCACCAGCUGCCCUAAAGGCUUAUUGUGGAGCCUAAUAAUGAGUAUUUAUGUUGCAUUUUGUUAGAAGUAUAAAUAAUUAUAUGUGAAGCAUCGGUUAUGUAUCCAUUUUACGGUGUGUAUUUAGUCAUGUGCAAGUGUUUGUAUGAUGAUAUUUGAUGUAUGGUACAUGUAUCUACCUAUGGCG